GCAACAUGAGUUCUUGUAUGUGCAUUCAUAAAAUUGAAAAUAUUUUUUCAAAAUGUUAUAGUUAAAUAGAGGUAAUGCAUAGUUUUACUAAACAUUUUCUAUCAAUAUUACUUUCAAGGUAACUACUUAAUACAGAAACGGUAUCAUAAAUAAAUUAUUGCAAUGCUUUUACAUUUUAUUCUGGUAUUACACUUCUUUUGGGAAACAUCUGCAGCAAAUAAGGCAACAUGUGAAUUAUACCAGCUGAAUGAAAACUUGAGUGCUUAUGUGAAAUGUUAUGGUAAUUUUAUUACAAGUGAAAGUUUAAAAACUAAUUUAAGCUUAAUAACAGAGCCUAUAAGCACAUUUGAACUUAACAGUGUUGCAUUAGAAGCAUUGCCAGAUGACCUGUUCGGUAACAUUGAAGCUGAAGCUAUGGCAACAUUAAUUUUUGAUCAUGUGUCUCUUGAUUUGUUAAGUGUUCCAGGAUAUGAUCCAUUUAAACAAAUCGAACAUACUUUACACAAAUUCGAAAUUUACGAUAGCGCAUCCGUUUUUGCAUGGAAUGUGACGUUGCUUUCUUCAAUGCAAAACUUGGAAACAUUCAUCAUUGAGAAUUCAGAAGUUAUUUCUCUUUCACAAGAAUUUGAUUUUUGGCCGAACCUAACAUUUAUUCAACUUAUCAACUGUAGCAUACGUUGGCUUCACAUAAAAGCAUUCAAAAGAAAUAUGAAAUUGGCAGUUUUGUCUUUAGCCAAUAACUUAAUUACAAAAGUAUUAAGUUCAAUGUUUCCUCAACCUGCGUACUAUCUAUGGAGCUUAGAUUUGAGUUACAAUAGGUUAAACUGGCUUCCAGAAGAUUUGUUCAACUCAAUGUUUUCUCUUCGUGAACUCAAAUUAGACAAUAAUCACUUUAAAGAUGUCUCUGUAUCCCUUUUCAUUCCUGUAUGGAACACGUUAAAUAACUUAUGGUUAGACGGUAUCAACGCAAUAUGCAGUCCUUUAUGUUGGGAAGGAAAUUUAGAUGAGCCUUGGUCUCGUUACUUCAAAUGCAAAUUCCAGGACAAACCUAUACCUUUCGGCUUUUAUCUUGAAAGUUGUCCAUAUACUCUAAGUUCAGAAUGAUCAAAGAAUAAUAUGGUCAUAAAUAUUAAGAGAAAAGGAGGGUAGAAGUCAUUUGAAUCAUUAAUAGAGGAACCUGGAGGAUUAAUAUUUGUCCUAACGUCUCCAUCUCACCUGAUGCUAAUAAAAUGAGAGUACGACAUUUCUUUGCAGGAGUACACGUAACGUAGGUCAGGAUGUAGAUCACCGUAGUCAUCGUUGCAUAUCAAUCAAUCAUGGAACACAAUUGAUUGAAUGAGAAAUCAAGUUUAUGUUAUAGUAAUGAUUAUUUUUAAAGAAACUGAAAUAAUUUAAAAUAAAUAAAGCCAUUCACUGAUAUUAAAGAAUAUUACGUAGAGAAAAUUAGUGCAUUGCUGUAGGAAAAUACGUCAUCUAAAGAAUGAUCACUUUAAUGAUCUAAAUAUUCUUAAAGCAUCGUCUGUUUAAAAUCAUUUUUAAGAAUUAGUUAAGGUUCGAUUUUUUUAUUCAUUUAGUAAGUCUUUAACCAAUUUAAAUUUACUUUUAAAUAAAAGCUAUUUACUUUUUCGAAAAAACCCCACACAGGCCUUUCUUCAUCAAGAAGUGAAACAAUUACGCCCUGUGAUGAAGAGGCAUCUGGGACGAAUUUUUUUCAAAAAAGCAGAAAGCUUUUCUCUAAAAUAAACGCCAAGUUAAUGUUAAAUAUUGUAUAAUUUAAUCUCCUACAUCGCCUGUUUUUAAGUUCGUGCUUGUUGUGUUCAUCUCUUCUGUCAGUAGCAAAACAAGAGAACAAUGCUUUAUUAUACUAUUUAUGGAUGGAGAAAUUUAUCUUAUCUGCGUGGAAAAUGUACAAAAGAGUUUCCUUUACAAAUUUAUCCACACAGGAAUCGUGUGCUAAACAACUACAGUCAGGAAGCUCUGGCAUAAAUGCUUAGUAGAAUUUACUUCUCUAAAACAAAGAUAUUUUUGGAAACAUUAAAAUAUUUUACCAAAAGGAAAGUAAUGUAAAUACUGGAUUAAAUUUUUCUUUUUGUAAAAUUAAUUACUUUUAUAUGACCACCAUGUUUAUUAUGUUAUUUCUUACGGUUCUUUGUCAAAAAGCAAAAGCUAAAUGUAAUCUAUCACGCGAUAGAAAUAUCCAAAUCUUUAUGAACAUUUGAACUGAAAGAAGAACAUGCCAAUGUAACAUUUAAAAAUAAGGGAAAAAAGAUUCUGUGUUUACUUUUAAAUUUGUAUAAAUUGUUUUAUAAAUAGCAAAAAAAUAUUAUUUAAAUUUUAAGUAACAUAAAAUACUCAAUUUAUUCGAUGAAAUAAUAUUUUUAUGAAAAUAUUAGUUUAAGUUUAGCAAACCUACUAAUUUAAGAAGCAUGCCCUUUUAGUAUAGAUGAUCUGAAAUCAGGCUGGGCCACUGGAAAAUUAUGGACACAGUGAGCUUACUAGCCGGAAUUCAUAAGAAAUAGAGAUCUAAAGAAAGCAUUUUUAUCAUCGCUUAAUCUUCCUUAGAUACAUUACUUCGUAUGCUAUUCUGUAUAACUCGAAAUGUUCAUUACAUUUCUCGGCUUAUUCGAAAAAAUUAGCUCUUGGAAUUUUUUCCAUUCAAUUGCUCUUUUUUAAGAUUCUGAAAUUCCCGCAAUACGCAACCUUUAAAUAUAGAUUUUAACUUUAUGUAACAGAAACCAGUCCGCAAUUGCCUAAUCUGACGAGUAAAUAAUUAUAACGAGUAAAUUAUUAAAAAUAAUUAUGGCUUUCUUUUUCAAUCAGUUGUUUGAUGACAGUUGCAUUGAUCAAAGAAGCAUUUCUUAUCCCGAUGAUCAUAAUGACCUUGAGAUUCAAUCCCAGAGUGACUGGAAUUCUCUACAACUAGCGCAAAAGCGCUUCCUUGCGCUAGGUUCAAGAAUUCUCACCCUUCCAAAUUUGCGAAUGUUGAGUGUCUCUCGAGAUCGCUAUACACUCCCUUCCCAAACACUUCUGAUCUGAUAUGGAGAAAUACGAUUGGUCGUUUUGGUUAAGCCCGCUUUGUGGUCGUGGUUGUGAGCUUGGCGUAUUGAUGAGCUGUAGUUGCGGCUGCAGAGUAUGGCCAUGCUCAGUUGGAUCCGUAUGCAUGGCGGAGCACGGUUGAGAGAACCUCGUUUGCUUGGUCACCGCUUUUUCGGACGGCUCAGACUGUACUUUUACUAUCGAUAGACAGACUUUUGUCAUCGAUAAUGAAACGGCCGUUGUUUAUCGAUUACGAAGGUAUUAAUGUUUCUGUUUUGUUUAUGAACUUUGUCAGAAGGAAAAUGAAUAUCGCGAAACUUUGGAAUUUAAAGCAAUACUUUGCAGACACGAAGUAGAAACUGUUAAAAAAUUUGCUUGCUGUUGUGGAAAAUCAUUCGAUGAUAAGAGUAUGUUAGUUAUGAAGAUAAAUGUAAAGAUAAUGCAUGUAUGUGAAGUAAAUAAAAUCCUCUAGAAUGUAAA
Messenger RNA from Stegodyphus dumicola, 3516 nucleotides. RefSeq lists its product as uncharacterized. Gene Ontology annotation, molecular function: protein binding. The record is from RefSeq and is a predicted model, not a curated record. Gene Ontology annotation, cellular component: extracellular matrix. Lineage: Eukaryota; Metazoa; Arthropoda; Arachnida; Araneae; Eresidae.